UUUAGGGCCCAGAAGAUGUUCUUAAAAUGGGAAUUGAUAAUUAUAACAAAGAAUGUCGUAGUAUUGUGAUGAGAUACUCAGGAGAAUGGCAGGUGGGUAGAGUAAGACUCAAAAUAGUUUUCUAACAACUGUAUCAUGACAAUUAUAAUCUAGAUUGCACAAAACAUCAAAACAGCAUCUCGUGUAAUGAAAAUUUCACACCAAUUUGUAUGUUAAAAAGAUUGUUAUAGUAAUUACUUCCUCUGAUAAGACAUUAUUCUGAUAUUGUUAUAGAAAAUUGUUUCAAGGCUGGGAAGGUGGAUAGAUUUUGAAAAUGAUUAUAAAACUAUGUAUCCUACAUUUAUGGAAUCUGUAUGGUAUGUACAUAACAGGGGCCGAUUGUACGAAGGCCAGUUUCUUUGUUGUUUUAUAAAUCAAACUGAGUGGUGCAAAGCCAAUAAUGCAGUAAUUUGAUUACUGCAUGUAGAUAGUUGAGGCUAUCUCGGCUAAAUGAGAGGAUUUUUGAAUUACAAUUUCAUAUAUCUGACUAGUAGUAUAUCUGACCACUAUGGUCCAUGUAAUUAUCCUCCUUAAUCACAUGAUAAUUCUAUUUGAGACACGAGUGAUUAAUUUUCUAGGUGGGUCUUCAAACAACUUUACGAGAAAGGAUUAGUGUACCGAGGUUUUAAGGUAUGUCUGGAAUGUUAUGUACUUGUAUAAGAAAAACUGCAGUUUUUACCGUUUUAAAAUUAUAAAUUUAAGUUUUCCCUUAAGUACAGUAAUCCUUCUAGGCUUUUAUGAUUACUGUAAUUAAUUAUUCUGAACGUUGAUUACGUAAGUACUGAAAAUAAUUAUGAAGAUUUGUUUGUUAUGUCUUGACGGGCAAGAUUGUUUUCGACUAAACAUGUAUAACGAGGUUUUGAAAUGGCUACCGGAUGAAAUUUUCACGAAGAAACACUGCAGGUAAUGUUUCGUGCAGUGUUUAGCGGAAUUUGAUUCACAUCACAAAAUGGUAUUGUAUGGAUGAAUAAAAUUUUCGUGAAACUAGUUUAUUAAUGAGAAUAUAAUUUGUUUGUCAGGUGAUGCCAUAUUCCACGAAAUGUACAACACCUCUGUCAAAUUUUGAAGCAAACCAGAAUUACAAGGAUGUUGUUGAUCCAGCUGGUAAUGUACAAUUUAUUGGAACAAAUCUUCCGCCCACUCAUUUUAGAUUAGGAAGAAAUAUAAGUUUACUCUAUAUCGACUCAAUAAUUUGAACUUGUUAUAGAAGUUCACAUGCAGGGAGAGUUAGGUUACAUUAAUCAGGAAAAUAUUAGUCUGGGCCAUACCUAGACCAUAUCUAGACCGCCUAGACUAAGUGGCUAAUUUAGAAGAAUAUUUGAUGUAAUCGGCCAGUGUGUAGGCCUUUAGGCCUAGUUUAGUGAGUUUCAUUAACCAACGGAAGAGCACAAGGUGGGCCAACAUCGGAAAAUGGCUGGAUCUACAAAAAUGAAAUUUGACCACCAAAUACAAUUGAAUUUUGGCCACUAAAAACAAAACUUGUACAUAAGAUAAGAAUGAUAAUUAUUUUCUCACUCUGAAAGCGACCUCGCCAUCUGCUACACAAUAGUGCUCAUUGAGCGAGCUUACUAAUAUAGUAAAAUGUGUUUUAGUAAUAGUCAAUUUUCCUCUGGAUGACGAUCCUGAAGUUAGUGUGAUAGCAUGGACAACAACACCAUGGACAUUGCCUAGUAACCUGGCCUUGGUUGUCCAUCCAGAUCUACAAUAUGUGAAAAUUAGAGGUAGGAUAUUAAAUAUUUUUCAAAAUGUGUGCUAGUCACUAUUGCUUUGUAUUUAAUUAGAGUGCGCAACAAUUUCCGUAAUUAGAGGUAUAGGAUUUCGAUUUGAAAGGACAUCAACCCUGUCUGGAAGGAAAGCUGGGGGGAGAAGGCCACAUCGUUUUCUCAACGCAGACGGCACGAAUACAAAAUAAAGCCAUUUAAUUCCUGUGCCAUCAUGUAGUAUUUGUUGGCCGCAAACGUUUCUGAAAUGUAGUUUUGCAAAACUUUCUCUUAGCCUCAUUAAUAUGGAGUUUAUUAAAAAACGACAUUUCCGAGUUUACUUCAUCAUUAGGUCAAAAGACUACAAAAUAUUGUUUAAACAGCUUGCGUCAAGCUUUCGACCCAGGUGGCGAAGCAUAUAGAAUGACAUGUCCGAGAAAAUUAUUAGUAUUAGAACUAUCAUUAGAAUGUUAUCUAAACUACAAAAUCCAAAAUAUUUAGCUGUUCGUAUUUGCUUUUCUUUUAAUCGCUGGAUGAACAGAGCAAGUACUGUAAUUAUUCUGAAAAUUGUUUGGUAAUUUUGAAUUUCCUUUCGAAGUUGUCAAGUAGGUUGUCGAGGCUGUUGGGAAUUUCAAACAUUAUAAAGUGUACAUAAUCAGGUUUUGGAAAGCCUCGGUGGCCAAUCGUAUGCUUCGUUUACAAACCUGUUUCUGAAUUUAUAACAUUUGUGAUCUCGGCCCAAGCAACUUCUUAUUCUUAACCAACUUCCCAACUUUAGAGCGAAAUUCGAAAUUGUAAGCUCUUUAUUAACCCAUUGACAAGUAAAAUCGUCUGGCGUUAGACAGAGUAAAAUAAUAAAGUAUAGGGCGUAUUGGGGCACAAUGCAACUUAAUGGGUUAAACCACGUGCAUAUUCUCCAUUCAUACCCGCGUCCAUAACAAUAAUACACAGUCACUUGAAAGUUGAAAUGUCAAAACAAAUACUGUAUGUUUACUUGAUAUUUUAGAGAAUCAAACAAGUAAAGUAUAUAUAAUGAUGGAAGCAAGAAUAACAGCUCUUUUUAAAAAACCUGAAGAUUAUACUGUCAUAGAAAGGU
Paramuricea clavata is the source of this 2835-nucleotide messenger RNA. The record is from the annotation of a GenBank genome assembly. Lineage: Eukaryota; Metazoa; Cnidaria; Anthozoa; Malacalcyonacea; Plexauridae.